AUGAGCAGCAAGCCGGCCACCGACGGGUCGAGGCGUGGAAGCCGCGGAAAGCCCAAAUCCCCAAAGCAGCAAGUCACCGUCGCUGCCGGCCCCAACGCCGCCGCGGCUGUGACCAAGAAGCGGUAUUCAAAAACAAAGCUGGGGUGCAAGACGUGCAAAGUCCGCAAGAUUCGCUGCGACGAGACGUCGCCCGUCUGCAACAACUGCACCAAGUCCGGCCGGCGCUGCGACGGCGUCGCCGAGCCCGUCAACAAGGACGGCGGCCUGACCUUUACCGCGCCGCUGACGCUGACGCACUUUCGGCCGACCCAGACCGGCUGGCUGACGCCUCAGGAGAUUGCCCACCUCGACCUCUUCCGCCAUGAGCUCGUCUACAGCAUCGUCGGCCACGUCGGCACGCCCUCGUGGAAGCGCCUCAUCCUCCAGGCCGUCCACGAGGAGGUGGCCCUGUGCCACGCCGUCGUCGCCUUUACCGCCCUGAGCACCUCCGCCGCCGGCAGCCUCCUACCCGGGGACGGCGGGAGCGACAGCGGCGGUCAGGGUGUCGCCGUGUCAGGCGCACAGUCGCCGCUGUCGCAUCACGCCUCGCGCGAAAACGAGUUUGCGCUGCGGCAUUAUGGCAAGGCGCUCGAGGCGAUGCGCCACGUCUUUCGCCACAACGAUAAACGCUCCAUCAACACGGCGCUGCUCUGCACGCUGCUGUGUAUAUGCUUUGAGCUGCGAAUAAAGGAACCGGCCACCGCUCUCACACACCUCGAGCACGGUCUGCAAGUGGUUAGUUCAAAUUUGCAUACUGUCGACGAAGCCAUAACAACGGCAUUUGCGAGGCUAGACCUCCAGGCCGCGAUAUUCCUAGGGAUACGACCACCGGCAUUAGAUCCGUCGCGGGUGGCUUCCCGCAUCUUCGUCUUUGAUUCUGUAUACCAAGAGGCCGACCACGCACUGGCCGGCCUCACAAACCGCGUGUGGACCUUUAUCCGCACCGUGGCCGCCGACUACCGCUACGAGGAGCUCGGCCCGGUGCCCGACGCUGUCGCGGCCCAGGCGCAGAGCAUCCGGAAGAGCCUCGACGGCUUCCACGCGCAAUACCUCACCCCCGGCAGCAAGCUCGACAAGAUGCUGCCCGAGCAGACCAGCCUGCUGCGCAUCAAGCACCUGACCUCGGUCGUCAUCAUGAGCGGUUGUCUGUCGCCCGAGGAGACCGUCUACGACGCGCACGCGGCCGACUUUGUCGCCAUGGUCGACCUCGCCGCCGACAUCCGCGCGCGCCAGCAGCAGCUGAUUCCAAACUACGCGGCCGGCAGCGGCGGCGGCGGCGGCUUCCAGCUCGACAUGGCCGUCAUCCACCCGCUGUACCUGACGGCGACCAAGUGCCGGUGUCCUGUGACGCGGCGGCGCGCGGUGCAUGCGCUGUACACGGGCCCCGAGUUUGAGGGCGCGUGGGAGGGUGUGGUGAAUGCGCGCAUCGGCGAGCGCGUGAUGCAGAUGGAGGAGGAAGGCUUGGUGUUUGACCUGCACCGGCUUCAGGACGGUGAGCUGCUGGAUGUGCCUGAGCAUAUGCGCGUGCACUCGGUGGAUAUAUGUACGGAGCCGGCGCAGGGCCGCGCGACGGUCUAUUUUAGUCGCCGGCCAAACGGGCCGGGCUCGGAGUGGGACGACUUGCAAGAGGAGAUGGUUUGGUGA
Messenger RNA from Cordyceps militaris CM01, 1683 nucleotides. Its product is annotated as C6 finger domain protein, putative. Gene Ontology annotation, molecular function: DNA-binding transcription factor activity, RNA polymerase II-specific; zinc ion binding. Gene Ontology annotation, biological process: regulation of DNA-templated transcription. Lineage: Eukaryota; Fungi; Ascomycota; Sordariomycetes; Hypocreales; Cordycipitaceae. The coding region runs from base 1 to 1683 and encodes 560 amino acids. The transcript has 3 exons. The record is from RefSeq and is a predicted model, not a curated record.